Messenger RNA from Acanthosepion pharaonis, 663 nucleotides. Lineage: Eukaryota; Metazoa; Mollusca; Cephalopoda; Sepiida; Sepiidae. The record is from the annotation of a GenBank genome assembly.
AUGUGCUUUAUCUUUCUUUCUUUCUUUCUUUCUUCUUUUUCUUUCUUUCUUCUUUUUCUUUCUUUUUUUUCUUUCUUUCUUUUCUUUUCUUUUCCUUUCCUUUUCCUAAAACAAAGCGGCACCUUUGUUAUGUUAUUAUUUCUUUCUUUCUUUCUUUCUUUCUUUCUUUCUUUCUUUCUUUUCACCCUUUCUGCCCUUCCUUUCUUUCUAACUCCCUUCCUCUCUGCUAUUCUCUAUAGGUAUUUUUCUUUUCUCUCUUUCUUUCUUUCUUUCUUUCUUUCUUUCUUUCUUUCUUUUCACCCUUUCUGUCUUUCCUUUCUCUCUAACUCUCUUCCUCUCUGCCUUUUUCUUUUCUUUCUUUCUUUUCACUCUUUCUGCCCUCCCUUUCUUUCUAACUCCCUUCCUCUCUGCCUUUUUCUUUUCUUUCUUUCUUUUCACCCUUUCAGCCCUCCCUUUCUUUCUCCCUUCCUCUCUGUCUUUUUUUUUCUUUUCCCUCUUUCCUGUUCAUCCCUUCCUGUCAGUAAUUCUCUACAGGUUUUUCCUUCUUUCUUUCUUUCUUUCUUUCUUUCUUUGGUUCUCUGCCUUUUCUUCAUGCAUUUAUCAACUUCAUCUUCCUUUCUUCAUUUAUUCUUUCAUUUAUUCACAACCCAUUUAAACCUCUGA